Schizophyllum commune H4-8 is the source of this 2436-nucleotide messenger RNA. RefSeq names its product glycoside hydrolase family 2 protein. Gene Ontology annotation, biological process: carbohydrate metabolic process. The record is from RefSeq and is a predicted model, not a curated record. The transcript has 6 exons. Bases 358 to 2304 code for a protein of 648 amino acids. Gene Ontology annotation, molecular function: hydrolase activity, hydrolyzing O-glycosyl compounds. Lineage: Eukaryota; Fungi; Basidiomycota; Agaricomycetes; Agaricales; Schizophyllaceae.
AUGCAGGGUAGCAGAUGAUUGUCAACUUAGCACCUUCCACUCACCGCGAUGCCAUCCAACACUCGAGACUGCCGCUCCUUCGCGAAGCAGUUGUUCCUGAAGAAGUACAAUGCGGACAUGUCGGGGGAUUGGUCCGUCGACACUGCUGCCUGCGUCAUUUCGACCCUUGGCCGCACAGGUCGAAGAGGUCACUUGCCCUCCCAAACGCGCUCGCAUCAUUCUAGCCCGACCCCGUGAACGCCUCACCAUAAGGGAUCGGCUUUCCCCUCCCAAUUCCGCCCCGCAUCCCCCAGGCUCGCUCUCGUCCUUAUAAAUGCCCUCUUCGAGCCCCCCAGAUCCUCACCCCACGCGUCCCCAAUGCUUCCCUUGCACAUUCUCGCGUUGGCGGCUGCAGUCCGUGCCGCACUCCCCAAAAACGGCGGCCUCACGGAUGAGCGCCCGAGUUACGACAGCCCGGAGGAUGCGAAGUACGCACCUGUCGAGCCGAAGCUCAAGACGCAGUGGACGGACAAGGUGACGGCGGACCCGGACAAUGUCUGGCCCGAGUACCCGCGCCCUUUGUUGAGGCGAAACGACUGGACGUCUCUCAACGGCGUUUGGGAGUUCCAGUUCGCCGAUACGAACUCCACGGACGAGGUUGAGAACCCUCCCGUGAACACGACCUUGGCACAGCGCAUCUUAGUGCCAUACUGUAUUGAGAGCGGUAUUUCUGGCAUCGCUCUCCAACCAGACACCUACGCCAGCUGGUACCGCACGACCUUCGAUGUCCCCGAAUCCUACGACCAGAACGUUACGCUGCACUUCGGUGCCGUCGAUUACGAGACCACGAUCUUCGUCAAUGGCGCCAAGGUUGGCUCCCACACCGGCGGCUACGACAAGUUUUUCUUCGACGUCACGUCCAACAUCGUGAAGGGCUCCUCCAACGAGCUCAUCGUCUACGUGUAUGAUCCUACCGAUGCGGUUGGCAACCGCCCCAUGGGCAAGCAGCGCGUCGUUCCAUCGCACAUCUUCUACACACCCUGCAGUGGUAUCUGGCAGACUGUGUCAAUUGAGGCCGUCCCGAGCACGGAGUACAUCACCAACGUCGACCUCCGUGCCUCAGCGGACGGCUCCGUAAACGCCACGAUCUCGACUUCAAACAACGGCUCUUCGACUUCGGUCGAGCUUGCCUUCAUCGACCCCGCCGAUGGCUCGAAGACAUUCUUCACGACCAACGGCACCGCGAACACCCCCUUCUCCUUCAAGGUCGACCCCGCACCCGAGGCAUGGAGCCCCGACAGUCCGACCUUGUACAACGUCACCGUCACCGUCGGCGACGACGUCGUACAGUCGUACACCGGCUUCCGCACCGUCGAGCGCACCGACAUCGACGGCGUACCUCGCUUCGUGCUCAACGGCAACCCUGUCUUCCAGUUCGGCCCCCUCGACCAGGGCUACUGGCCCGACGGCCUGCAUUCGCCGCCGUCGUACGAGGCGAUGGUCUACGACCUGCAGUACCUCAAGAACCUCGGCAUGAACUUCCUGCGCAAGCACAUCAAGGUCGAGCCAGACCUGUUCUACGCGGCGGCAGAUAGCCUGGGCUUGAUCAUCAUGCAAGAUAUGCCGGCGUUGAACAACGUCGCGCCUGCGGAUAUCAAGGACGAUGAGCAGGCCGAGUUCGAGCGCGAGCUCGACGUGAUUGUCCGGAGCCACGUCAGCUUCCCGAGCAUCCUUUCCUUCGUCAUCUACAAUGAGGGCUGGGGUCAGCGCACCAGCGCACCAGAGAUUCACCUUACCGAUCGCGUUCGUGAGCUCGUCGGCGCGCACCAGCUCAUCAACUCGAUGUCGGGGUGGAACGACUUUGCGUACCAAGCGCUUAACAUAUCGGUGGGCGACUACCAAGACAAUCACCACUACAGCAGCCCGCAAUGCGGUACGCCCUUCUACUCGACCGCUUCUGUGCCCUACGAUGGCGUCCGCAUUGGGUUCCAGGGCGAAUUUGGAGGCGUUGGCCACAAUAUCUCCAUCGACCACCUCUGGAACGACUUGGAGGCCAUCAACGCAAUCAACCAAACAUACGAAGUGGACGCGACCGUCGACGUCUGGAAUUACCGCGCCCUGCGCGUCAUCGAAGAGCUGCGCGAGCAGACCGAGCUGUUCGACUGCAACGGCGGCGUGUACACGCAGACCACCGACGUCGAGGGCGAGGUAAACGGCUUCCUGACGUACGAUCGCGCGUACAGCCGCAUCGACGAGGGGAAAUGGAAGGCUGCGAUUUCGGCGCUGUACGAGACUUUCGCGGCGAAGGUGUCAGGAACGCAGUAAUACUUGAACGACACGCAGUAAUUCCUGCACGAUAUACUAUUGAAAUAUUGACGAUUACUACGAGGGCCACCCUGAUACUACCACGGCCUAGAGGAAAAGGCCGUUGUCAAUGACAGCCGUUUUUGGAAGGUG